Messenger RNA from Belonocnema kinseyi, 4965 nucleotides. RefSeq lists its product as uncharacterized. The coding region runs from base 595 to 1284 and encodes 229 amino acids. The transcript has 4 exons. Lineage: Eukaryota; Metazoa; Arthropoda; Insecta; Hymenoptera; Cynipidae. The record is from RefSeq and is a predicted model, not a curated record.
GGGAAUUCGGGUUAGGUUAGGUUAGGUCCGAGCGGGUGUCAUCGAGACGAGACGAGUGCGCUUGCACUCAACAAAAUAGUGUCUGCUCUCCUGACUGACACUGGUCACCCUGCUGCUACUACACUGGACGACUCUACAGUUUACUACUCCUACGAAACCAUACGAAAUCGAGAGUGUUUGCUUUUGGAGGUGACGUUUUCAAAAGAACACUUGACUCUUUCCCAACCGCGAAAAACCUUCUCUUCAAGUUCAUUCCCAGCGAUAACCUACAAACAGUGAAUUAUUGUGCCUAGUGAAAGCGAUUUGCGCGUGUCAAUUCGGUUUUGUGACUCAAAUAUCCCGAUCUCUGUUUUCCCCUUUUUCCAAGUUUCAAAGAUCCUUAUUUAUAUUGGGCAGAUAGUUCUCAAAUCUCAGGUCCUGAGAUCUAGAAUUUAUCGAAAAAAGACAGUUCGUAUGUGCUACUGUGAAAGAUAUAGGAGAAUUGUGAAGUUGUAAAAAGUGGAAAUAAGAAUCAACAUAACCUAAGAAUCAGUGAUCAGUGAUCAGACUUGUGAGUGUUCAUGGGAUUGACUCCCAGAGAAGAGAAAAAUCAUUAUGGGAAUUAUUUCAUCAACAUUCGCCUCUUUGGCACUCCAACUUGCCUGGAAUUGCCAGAGACUGCUGGAUCCCAGAUAUAGAAAUGGUGAGGACAAAAAGGCAGUUGAAUAUUCACCACCUCUCAGUAAAGAAGUUACAAAAGUGAACGAAGUCACGCAAACAAAUACGUUACCAAACAAAAGAGUGGAAGGUAAAUUGUCACUCCACCAGGAAAAUCGUAGGAGGAGGGCAGCACAACUCAGAUACAGAGGAAGACCCUCCAGUUUUGAUGCAUCUUUAAUUAGCAGAUGUCCAAAUAAAAACUGUGUGCGAGGUGUGGCCCAGAUUCUCAAUUCCAAUCCAAGUCCUCUGCGAAGACAGAGGACCUUGCCAUGGGAAAUGACAUCAUCGUCUGGAUGCUCUUCUGAUUCAGGUUCCGAUUAUGAAUCUGAUUCUGACUCCGAAAGCGAUUUACGACUAAGCGAGAAUUACAUGGAAAUCACGAAGGAUGGAGAUGCAAAUAAGGAAGUCCAGAUGUCCGCCGCCGAGGAAGCAGCUUUCAGAAUAACUGUUGGCCGCGGUCAUUUCAGUCGCUCGAAAAAGUAUCGUUUUUUGAAUAAUCUCAGGCUCGAGAAGAGACUAAAUGAAAUGAACAACGACUAUCUUGGUGCGGCUUGUCGUGCACACUGUCACACUCUUCCGAGGUGACUUUCUCGCGAUGUUCACAAUCAUAGUUUAAGAUAAUCUAAGAGAUCGCUAAAAAUAGCGAUCGUCAUUUUAUUAAUUACUAAAAAAUUAGAAAAUCUCAGCUGCAGAGAUGGAUACUCAAGCAAGAUUUCUCUCAAAAAGCCUAGACAAACAAAAAAAAAAUAGAAAGAUUGUGGUAUUGUCAUUUUCCAGAUGUUUACAAGAGCUGGUACUAUCGAUUAGACAGUAUCAUACCAAUACCUCCAAAUGAAUUAAAAUUAUUAUUCAGAAUUUUUUGGUGUUCUUUGAAUUUUUUUUUAAUAAAGAAGUUAAAUUUUCUGAAAGAAUGAAAAAAAUACAUGAAAUUCAAAGAAUUAGAAAGAAUUCAAUCUAAAUGCAAAGUAAUUCAAUGGGAGGUAUUGAUUCCUACAAAGAUUUAUUUAAUUUUCUUGAUUUAAUUUAAUUCCAAGUUUAAUAAAUAUAUUGAUUUCUCGAUUACACAUAGGUCUAGUUGAAUUAUUUGUUAAUGUUUGAAUAUGAAAAGUAACUUUUCCUUAAUAAUAAUAAAUAAUUAGUGUAAGCGCGGUGGACUAUUUUGAUUUUGGAAAAGGUUUAAUUUUUAAAAUAGAACGACACACUUUUGAAUGAAAAAAAGACUGAUGUUUUAGUUCUAGUAAUUUCGUAAAAGGAUGUGCUUCGUAAGCAAUUAAAUAAUAAAUAAUAUGUAACUCGAAUCAACACGUUUAGAAUUUUAAGAGCUAGUUCGAUUUUUAAUAAAUAAAAAAAUAAAUCAAUAGGCAUAACUAGUCUCCUCCUUCUGAUGAUAAUUCAGAUUAAAAUUUAGUGUAAAAUUAGGCCUAUUCAAUUUAUAACUUGCGCUUUGUAAAAUAAGAGAGGCAUCUUUAUUAUUAUGGAAACGGAGGGAUAAGAAUCUAAAUAGAGAAAUGUAAAUCUUUCUAAAUUUAAAUCAGUCUAAACGACACUCACCAAAUGGAUCUUAUCUAUUGAUUAAUUUAUUCAAUAAUUUCAAGAUAGUUGACGAAAAACAACAUUUUUAUUUCAUUCAAUUUUGGCUGGCGAAAACAGACAAUUUUAAAUUUAUAUAAAUUUAUCACGCAAUCACUGAAAUAUUAGUCAUUUUUACUCAGCAAAAAGUCAUUUUAACAAAGAAAUUAGUUAAUAUUAAAAUUAACAAUAAUUUUAAGAUUUAGUCAAUGAAAUUUACGGAUUGGACCAUUAAAAAUUACUGAUGUCAUCAGUGAGUCGGAUUUACUGAUUUGAAAAGUCAUGUUUGGCUGAUUUUUUCAGUCGUCGAAUUAUUUAUUUGAAUAAUUGAAAUUGACUGAUUUAAUCACUAAAACUUUCAUAGAUAUAUUAUUUUAAUUGAUUGAAAUAAAUGAUAAAAAUGACUGAUUAGACCAUUCAAAAUGACUGAUUUAAUUAGUAAAAAUUCCUGAUGACCAUUCAGAAUGACUGAUUAAAUUAUUGAAAAAACCAGUGACUUCAUUUAAAACUACUGUUUUAUUAAUGAAAUCUACUGGUUAUAUCAUUCUAAAUCACUGAUCUAAUUAGCUAAAGUUGCUGAUGACCAUCCAAAAUUACUGAUUUUAUCAGUGAGUGAAUAUACUGAUUUAAAAAUAUAAUUUUCCUUGAUUUAAUUCGUAAAAUUUCUUUAGCUGGAUUUUUACAAAUCACUGACUUAAUUUGCGAAAGUUAGUAGUGAAUCAUUAAAAAUGACUGAUUCGAUCAGUUCAAGUUUUUUAAAUAAAUAAUUGAAAAUAACUGAUUGAAUCAGUAAAUUUUUCUGGAUGUAUCUUCGAAAAUGACUGCUUCAGUUAGUCUUUUUUGUAUGGUUAUUGAAAAUGACUGAUUGAAUUGGUACAUUUUGCUGUAUACCAUUGAACAUGACUGAUUCAGUUAGUAUAAUUUUUUUACAGAUUAUUGAAAAUAUUUCAUUGAAUUAAUAAAUUUUAUUAGAUACAUAAUUGAAAAUGACUGAUUGAAUCAGUAGAUUUUGCUGGAUAUAUCAUUGAAAAUGAUUGAUUGAAUCAUUGCAUUUUGUUAGAUACAUCACUGAAAUGACUGAUUAAUUCAGUACAUUUUGCUGGAUAUAUCAUUGAAAAUGACUGAUUCAGUUAGUAAUUUUUUUAUAUGUCAUUGGAAAAGACUGAUUGAAUCAUUACAUUUGGUUAAAUACAUCACUGAAAUGACUGAUUCAGUUAGUAAAUUUUUUCAUAUAUCAUUGAAACUGACUGAUUGAAUCAGUAAAUUUUGCCAGAUACAUAAUUGAAAAUUACUGAUUGAAUCAGUACAUUUUGUCAGAUACAUGAUUGAAAAUGACUGAUUGAAUCAGUACAUUUUGCAGGAUAUAUCAUCGAAAAUGACUGAUUCAGAUAGUAAAUUUUUUGAUAGAUUCUUCAAAAAAAUUGAUAGAAUCAGUUUAUUUUGUUAGAUACACAAUUGAAAUGACUAAUUGAAUCAGUAAAUUUGGUUAGAUACAUCACGGAAAAUGACUGAUUGAAUCAGUGAAACGGACUAAUUAAGAUACUGCAAACGACUGUUUUAAUCAAUAAAAGUUAUUUUAGAUCAUUCAAAACGACUGGAUCACUAAAAAUGACUGAUUGAUUUCAUGAUUAAGUAGUGAAAUUCACUGAUGUAAAAAUUGAUUUUAGACUGAUUUAAAUUUAGAGUCUAGAUAUAGUCAAGGUGAUCGAUCAGUAUGUAAUUCAUAAUCUAUUAAUUUUAGAAUCUGCUGGUCAAGUUUAGGAUUUAGGCGAAUGAAUAAUUUGAAAAGGAGACAAUUUAUAUAACACGCUUUUCAGCUGGAAAGCAUUGAAAUUCUAAUCUUCCGAAUUUGAACGCAAAUUGCGAAAAGAAUUAGAUUUUUAAUGUUCGAAAAUAAGAAGAUCUUCUAUAUUUAGGGCUUGAAUUUAAUCAGAAUAUUAACUAACUUCUCGUAGCUUUUGUAAUCCGUGGUCGUGAGUUACUAAAACGUGGCUCUUAUAUUUGUAGAGGAACUCGGAUAAUUGGGAUUUACUGAAAAACUUGAAUUCUCUGAUUCUUUUAAAUCUUGUGAAAAAAUAUUAAAAGAAAUUUUAUAUAAUUCCAUAUAAUAUACUCCAAGAGAGGAUUUUUUAACAUGGAGCAGAAAAGUGAUAGUUUGACAUCACUACUUCGGAAAAGCGAUAAUUUGUCACCAAUAUACAUUUCUUUAAAACCAUUAAUAUUGUAUAUAAUUAUGUUAUAAAAUUCAACGGCAUAAGUAAUUGAAAGUGAGUUUUGUUAAAAAAAAAAAACAAAAAAAGAUUGCCUUCAAUGAGUUUAAGUAUUAAGUACAUAAGUAUCAAUAUUGACUUGUCCAUUGCUAUUGAAUGUCUUCUAAGCUGAGGCUGACCUUCCAAUUUCUUGUUUUGACAAAGUAUUACGUUGCGCUUGAAUUUGGUAAUAAUGUUUCUGCCUGAUCGGUACAUAAAUGUUAAUUGUAAGCUUAGACGAAAAUCCGUCCGUGGCGGGCGUAGCUGCGUCAACAAUCCGAUAGAUGGCGAUUUAACGAGAUGGUUUCGGGUUUUGGUUAACCUGCUGUCACGUCUUGAAUUAAACCUCGAGUACCUUACUGUAAAAAACUUAAAAACUACUCUCCUGUAUUUUCUGGACAAACCUAUUGUAUUUCUAUUUUUUUUAAUAAAUGCUAGUCAAAAUUCA